Molecule: messenger RNA, 396 nt
Organism: Poecilia reticulata (guppy)
Lineage: Eukaryota; Metazoa; Chordata; Actinopteri; Cyprinodontiformes; Poeciliidae
Source: RefSeq, a predicted model, not a curated record
UUACUGAUAUGCUGUAUGUUAGUGUGGACAUACCUUUGUGUUACAGAAAAUGAGCAUCCUUUAGGGGGUUGGUCUGAAAGAAAUCCCGAGUCAAAAGAGGUUCUGAAGGCGGCUGAAUAUGGUGUGGAGAUGUACAACAAAGAUUCACAGGACAAGGAGUUGUUCAAGCUGGUCUCAGUUCACAGAGCUAGAUCACAGGUAACCAAUAUGUUCGACUUUAAAAUCAUCGCAAUCCUUGGAAGAACCAAAUGUCUUAAGACGCAAAACCUUGACAUUAAAAGCUGCGAUUUGGACAAAGAGCAAGUAAAGUGCCAGUUUUUUGUGACUUUGAACCCCCACAACRACAAAYAUGAGYUGAACACMAAGAYWUGCMACAAAGUUGCAYAGAAGGUUUAA